Messenger RNA from Bipolaris sorokiniana ND90Pr, 1389 nucleotides. RefSeq lists its product as uncharacterized. The record is from RefSeq and is a predicted model, not a curated record. Lineage: Eukaryota; Fungi; Ascomycota; Dothideomycetes; Pleosporales; Pleosporaceae. The transcript has 4 exons. Gene Ontology annotation, molecular function: monooxygenase activity; heme binding; oxidoreductase activity, acting on paired donors, with incorporation or reduction of molecular oxygen. The coding region runs from base 1 to 1389 and encodes 462 amino acids.
AUGCUUCAAAUGCGGGAUAGAUAUCUAAUUAGAGAACGAAAACCACUUAUUGGGAACCUACUUCAGAUUCCAAGUCAUCACAGCUGGUUGAAAUUCCGGAAUUGGAGUACGCGCUAUGGUGAUAUCUUCCGACUUAGUAUUGCGGGCCACAACCAUCACCGCGAGCAGUUGCCUAUGGCGGCUCAACUUGUCGGCGGCAACUUGAGAUCAUUGUUUCUACCAUAUGGAGAGACACGGCGAAGUGUACGAAAAUUGAUGCAUGCCUUAACAAACACUACCGUUGCGGUCACAUAUCAACAUUUGCUAGAGCAGGAGAGCCUACGAGCAGUCCGUGAUUUAAUGAGAGUACCGGAGAAAUAUGAGACCUGGUUCGAGAGAUAUUUAGCGGGACUCAUUCUCCGCUUAGCUUAUUCAAAGCAGAUUCAAACGGGUGAAGAGACGUUCGUCAGGAAAAUUCUCGCGGUUGUGUACACUAUAGAAAGAGUUGCCAGUCCUGGGUCAUAUUUGGUGGAUGCGUUACCCUUUCUGCUCUAUCUACCCUCCUUUCUCGCUCCGUUCAAACGGGAAACUGCUAGGCUCUAUAAAGAAGAACUCGAUCUCUUCAGGGAGCCCCUAAAGGAGGGUGUCGCAAAUAGUAGCGCAGAUGCUGCUGAAGAUAAUUUUUGUGGCAAGUGGUACAAAAGUAGGGAAUCCUACAAUAUAAGUGACGAUCACGCGGCUUACGCAAUCGGAACACUUUUCGAGGCCGGAGCGGGCACAACAGCAUCAGCAAUGAUGAGUUUCAUGCUAGCCAUGACUUCGCAUCCUGCAGAGUAUACGAAAUUGCAAGCUGAAGUUGAUGAAGUGGUUGGAAAUGACCGUAUUCCAUCAUUCGAUGAUAUGCCUAGUCUUCGACGAGUGAGAGCGGUUGCAAAGGAGGUUUUCAGAUGGCGACUGGUCACAGCUGGUGGGCUGCCUCAUGCACUUACUCGAGAUGACGUGUACGAAAUGAAGGAUGGCCGCAAGUUAUUCUUUCCGGCUGGCACCAACUUCCAUCCAGUACAAUGGUCUAUUCAUAGGGGAACUAAUCGAUACCCUGAUCCGGACAACUUUCGACUUGAGAGCUGGCUCGAAAAAGGGUGGCCAACAUUCAAAGAGCCUCUAACUCAGUAUCCGAAUCUUCAGAAAUUUAGUGCAUUUGGCUUUGGACGAAGGAUUUGCUCUGGAUUAAACAUUGCCGAACAGUCACUUUACAUCCUUAUUUCAAGAAUCGCUUGGUGCUGUGAUCUGUCAUGUAAGAUGUCCCCUGAGGGCGAGGUUAUAAUGCCGCCUCUGUACGAUUACGUCUCUGGAUUCAAUCUAAGGCACUAUAACAAUAUCGCGGCUCAGCUCCACCACGCCACUGCGUGA